AUGGCCUUUGGCUGGGCAGAAGUCCGCUCCCUCCUCCUCGUCUUCGGCCCAAUUCUCCUCCCAAAGGCCAUCUCCGCCUACAAGUCGAUCCGCAACGCCUCCCGCUAUAGCGGCGAGCCCGUCCCUCCUCCGGCCGGCGUGGCCCGCGCCCUCGCCGUCCUGGCGGGCGUCGUCAUCGUCUACCUUAUCAAGUCCAUGCCGCCGUUGGCACCCGAGAACGUCUUCGCCCUCACCCAGUCGCGCCUGCAGAUCCCCGUCGACGUGCUCUUCACCCGCCUCGCCUCCCUGCGGCCAGACGGCCUGCUGUCGGCCGCUGACGAACGCCUCCGCGCCCGCUUCGUCAACCUCGAGUCCCGCCUCCUUUACCUUCAGCUCGGCCCGGACGCCCUCGCCGACUGCCCCUUCUGCAAGUCCGACGACCCAAAGUCCUUCUUCUACUACGCCCUUCCCGCUAUUAUCCUACCGCACAUCCUAAAUCUCGUCGUCCUCGCCGCCGUCACCUCACCGGCCCUCACCGGCCGUGACGCCGCCCGCUGGCGUCCCCAUGCCACAAUCGCCGCCGCCGCCCUCGCCGUCGCCGAUGCCAGUUUGGUGAACGCCUACGACUACUCGGCCAACUCGGCCGCCCUGCGCCUCCAGGACCUCGACUUCUUCUACUGGAAGGCCCGCGCCCUGCGCCUCGUCGGCCUCGCCGUCCUCGACGCCGGCGUCGGCGCCCUGCUGUUCCUCAGCGGCACGCGCCGCGCCUUCGUGCAGCCGCCCUCGGACGCCGAGCGCAUCGAGGCGAGCAACCGCGCGCUGGCCAUGGUCCGGAACAAGCUCAACGCCCUCGGCAUCGUCAAGAACACAGCCCUCCGGGACGAGGAGCUGCGCGCCCGCAGCCAGGCCUACUGGUUGCGCGAGGGCCAGGUGAUGCGCGAGACCAUGGAGGAGAGGGAGGUGGUCGAGAGCAUCAACAACGCGCUUGAGGGCCGCAUCGACAUGCGGCGCAUCACUGCCGAGGCCGACACGUACGCCGAGUCGAUCUUUAAGCAGCCGGACGAGGUGGCCCAGUUGUAG
Messenger RNA from Colletotrichum higginsianum IMI 349063, 1059 nucleotides. RefSeq lists its product as uncharacterized. Bases 1 to 1059 code for a protein of 352 amino acids. The record is from RefSeq and is a predicted model, not a curated record. NCBI's taxonomy places the organism in Eukaryota, Fungi, Ascomycota, Sordariomycetes, Glomerellales, Glomerellaceae. The transcript is spliced from 2 exons.